Messenger RNA from Triticum aestivum (bread wheat), 987 nucleotides. RefSeq names its product pollen-specific protein C13. The transcript is spliced from 2 exons. The record is from RefSeq and is a predicted model, not a curated record. Bases 124 to 621 code for a protein of 165 amino acids. NCBI's taxonomy places the organism in Eukaryota, Viridiplantae, Streptophyta, Magnoliopsida, Poales, Poaceae.
CAGGAGGUGGCAUGCAAAAACCGGUGAGUUUCUUUGCCCUCCUCUCUGCAUUCACCCCUAGAUCAUUCAGCCUCCGCCGAGCCAGAACACACACCGGAGGUAGAGGGGAAACGCGCAACAGCCAUGGCCUCGCUCCGCAUCCUUUCAGUGAUCGCCGUGGUCGCCAUCUUUGCCCUCGCCGGCACCGCCGUCGCCAAUGACCUCCCCGACUACAUUGUUCAGGGACGGGUCUACUGCGACACGUGCCGUGCCGGGUUCGAGACAAAUGUCACCGAGUACAUCAAGGGUGCCAAGGUGAGGCUGGAGUGCAAGCGCUUCGGCACUGAGAAAGUUGAGCGCUCGAUCGACGGUGUAACCGACGAGACUGGCACUUACAAAAUCGAGCUCAAGGACAGCCAUCCGGAGGAUAUCUGCGAGAUGGUUCUUGUCCAGAGCCCCCUCGCAAACUGCAACGAGAUCCAGGAUCUCAGGGACCGCGCCGAGAUAGUCCUCAGCAGGAACGUUGGCAUCAGCGACAACAUCCGCAUGGCCAACCCACUCGGCUACCUCAAGGACAAGCCGCUGCCCGUCUGCCCUGACCUGCUCAAAACGUUCAACCCUACCACUGAUGAUGAUCACUGAGCAGGCAGACCGCCAACAUGGUACCACUGGAGAGGCUGCUGCACCACAACAAUAAAUCUGUUAUCUGGCAUGCAAAUAGCAUGGUUGUAUCAGCAGAGUACAGCAUCAAUGCAUAGCUGUAUCUAAUGCUACUUACAGCCUUGUGAUGUACCAGAUCUUGCCAUCGAUUCUUCUUCUGCAAGCUGUAACAAAUCUUUUCAACAAAAGUCACCAUCCAUCUAACCUGAUAGGAACAAUGCCAUUUCAUUUCUUUCUAAAUUACCAACUUCAGAAAUCGCUCAUGUUAGAUAACGCCUUGGGUGUAAUUUACACCCAUGGCACUGUGUUUCUAUUACAUCACAUAAGAGGAAGUAUGAACUAUUUCUA